This is a messenger RNA of Schistocerca americana (American grasshopper), 762 nucleotides long. Its product is annotated as cilia- and flagella-associated protein 251-like. The transcript is spliced from 4 exons. The coding region runs from base 88 to 561 and encodes 157 amino acids. The record is from RefSeq and is a predicted model, not a curated record. Lineage: Eukaryota; Metazoa; Arthropoda; Insecta; Orthoptera; Acrididae.
UAUGCACAACUAUUGCAUCAGGGUGAUAAAUUGCCCAUAUUGCACAAGAUCUCUGAUCAUAUACCACUGUGUGAGCUGCCCAACUUCAUGAGAGCCAUAGGAUAUUAUCCUACAGAAUAUGAGAUAGAAAACAUGUUGCAUGAGGUAAAGUACAUGGAAUCUGGUGCUGUGGGGAAGAAUGUAGACAAAAUCAGGUUUUGUGAUCUUUUAAAGCUGUAUCUCAAUCACCGGCCAGCCAAUGGAGUUCCUGCUGAAAAACUCAAGAGUGCCUUUGCUACCUUUGCUAGAAAAUCAGAUGGUCACCACCAACCAGUAGUCAGAACCACUGACUUAGUAAAGAUUCUAGAGGAAAAAGGUGAAGGUCUGUCUGUUAAUGAGAUACAUGAAUAUCUCAGAGUGUUGUGGCAUCAGAAGUGUCCCCCAAUGACAGAACUCUCACAUUCGGACAUUUCAAUCACAGAAACAACCCACCAGACGACGGACACAGCUGUUGUAGAAAUUCCAGAGGUCCUAUCAUACAAUCAGCUUGCUGAAGAUAUUCUGGGAGUUCCAGGAAUAUAAACAGGAAACUCUAUACACUGAAACCUAAUGAAUUAUAAAUAAACAUUUAUAUCCAUGUAAUAAGAAAUAUGCAGUUACAGGUAAUUAUGUAGAAAUACAUGGAUUAUCAGUAAAUUUACAAGAUAGUAUAUAUUAAAACUUUUUACUCUGUGAUUUAAACAGUAUAAUUAAAAUGUUUACAAUAUACCAUUUUUAUUACCU